Messenger RNA from Gamsiella multidivaricata, 2563 nucleotides. RefSeq names its product nitrogen permease regulator 2-domain-containing protein. The transcript is spliced from 6 exons. The coding region runs from base 50 to 2080 and encodes 676 amino acids. Gene Ontology annotation, cellular component: vacuolar membrane; GATOR1 complex. The record is from RefSeq and is a predicted model, not a curated record. Lineage: Eukaryota; Fungi; Mortierellomycota; Mortierellomycetes; Mortierellales; Mortierellaceae. Gene Ontology annotation, biological process: negative regulation of TORC1 signaling; positive regulation of autophagy. Gene Ontology annotation, molecular function: GTPase activator activity.
CCAUGAUGCAUCCAACCUGGUCGCCAGGUUAAUCGCGCAUCAGGACACUAUGGGGUUCCCUCGACUACUCUCAAUCUUUUACUGCACCUUCCACCCUAUUCAAGGGCCAAAGGUGCUCUACGAGGUACCAGAGGGAUCGAUCCUUUCAAAGUCUUCGCCUCUUGUUGACUUCGACUCCAUCUCCGAGUACCUUAUUCCCAAGGUCGAGCUGUGCUCAAAGCUCGUUACCAUUUCGACCCCGACUUGCAAGGUCAUUGGAUUUCCCGUCAACCUCGAGCACAAGAAGUUUCAGCGGAAUGCGCUCAUGUUUAACUUGGCGUUUGUCUUUGAUAAGGACGCCGAGACAUCCUCCUACGAGCCCGUUGUCAGGAAAAUGGCUCGCGUCUUGAAGGCGUUGGAGAAGGAGAGUGAGUUCUUGAGUCGACAAACACGACUAGCGAUGAUGGGCAGUGGAUCAUUGGUGAACGCGACUCUCCCAGCAAUCGCUCCUUCGACACCGGCAACAGUCGCUUCAACUGCAAAUAGCUUCCAUGCGGCUAACGUUGCGUCAGGUAAAGCCGCGGCAGUUGGAACCUCCAUGACCGAGCUGAUCCAAUCAAACAACGGUAACAGCGGCAAUGGCAUCCUGGAAAUGGUAACAGAAUCGGCUGCCAGCUUUUCUAGCACAGAUGCAAACGGAACCACCACAGCACUAGGACAACCGCAAACUAUCAAUGGCACCUCGCUGUCUUCCUCUUUUUUAACCUCCAGUGGCCUCUCAGUGCCUAUGGAAUCGGCUUCACCUAUACCAGUUCCACAAACGACACAGCAGGGAACAAGCACGAUCACUUCCAAUGGAAUCGUCUCCUCGCCACCGUCCAUAACCAACAGCAGCAUCACAUUGGUCUUGACGGCGCCACCAUCAUCGUCGCCUUUUCCACAAUCAAAACUAUAUUCAGUAUCCAACUCGAAUAGUGCCACUAGCGCUGCAAACGGAGUUUCAUCUGCGACGACAGCACAGAAGGGCAUGCCAUCACCGUCGUCUCUGCUUGCGGAAGAGCAAGCCGACGGGAGCGGGAUGCAGAACCUGAUCGAGCAAUUGAUCGAGGACCUUAACAGCUAUUGUGAAUGUCAAAUCCCUAUCGAUUCUGCAAACACAAUCAACUUGAAAUUAUUUCCGACAUAUCCAAAUCCAGCGCCGGUAUACGAUUACCAGGUUCCAAUCUCCACUGUCAAUCUGGAGGCGCUCGCGGACGUCAAUUGGGAUAUGACAAUGCAGCGGAUCACAGUGUAUAUAAACGGCGUUAACUCUGUGAAGCGAAUCGCAGAGUAUGCCGACGUAGAAACCGCCUUGGCAAGAAUGUGCAUGCAACAUCUCCUGUAUUACGGAUGCAUCAUCAUGGUGGACUUAUUCCAAUUUAAGAACAUCUACGCCGUCAAGCUGGAGAUGAUGCGUUUGACGGAAGAUGUGGCUCUGCAGAACGAGUGCGUCUCUUAUGUGACAUUGCCAGAUAUGCACGCCCCCUCAUUCGCAAAGAUCUUUUCGCUUUAUUGUUCACUGCAAUACGGCGUUGUGUUACAGGACUGGAUUGAGCAGAAUCAAAUUGCAGACUACAACAUUGAUGUCCGACGAUUUAUCUCGUUCGGUGUUAUCAAAGGAUUCCUGUAUAGGGUGCACAAGUAUCCUAUCUUGGACUACCACGACCCAGCAAGCGCAUUGGGCAUCAACUCCGCAUCAUCCAAUUCUAAGUCAAUAGAAACAUCCGCAACUAGUCCGGCCUCAGCAGUUGCAGUGUCAACGCCUUCAGCCACAGCAGGCAAUGCGACCGCUAUCACAAGCAGACCUGGAACACCAUCAACAAUGGCCUCCGUAAAGAAAACGUACGGUGAUUCUAUGGCACCAAAUAACCAGGGCCUGCAUUAUCAAAACCACCACUCAAAUGAGCAUCCUGCAGCUUCUGUCGCAAUACCCCCAGCUCUCAAAAAGCUAUUGAAUGGCGGGCACCAUUAUGAUGAACUAUGCACAAUGUUUGGCUGCAGUGUAAGACAAAUGGACGAAAUCCUCGCCUCCGACACCCGUGUGAAGUUCAUUUACCGCUGAGAAGCAAUAAAAAAUGGACAAAGGCACAUGAUUUGUGUUUCCAUGCUACUUUCCUGUGGUUAAGUAUAUUCAACACUUUUUCAAAUCGGCGCAUGUUGGUUCAGCAAAUGGACUGUCUGUCCGAAAUGACGACGAAUUUGGACGAGAUGAUCGCUUUAUUCCUGCGUAGAGUCGCUUUUAAAUCGAGUGUUUAAAAAAGAACUAGACGGUCUUUUUUUUUAACGGAGACGACGGGCCUCACGCUCGGACUCCAUAAGGCAGAGGAUAUCGCCUAAAUGAAAAUAGUGGAGAGUAACAAAGGCAGAUGAUUAGAUGAGAUCAUUGUGCUAUUGGAUGUGUAGCCGAAGGCCGGUGUCCUGAAACAAACUCCAUGAAAUGUGUCAGCCCGGAUAGCACUCAACCUAAAUUAUCCUGAUGAAACAGAGGUCUUGUUGAGGAGAAAGAUGCCGAUCUAGCGAUGUACGUCGAUCCCGAAAACGAUAA